GGGAAAUACACUUUUGCAGAUGGUCUCGAAUACAAAGAUAAAAAAUGGCAUUACUGUGACGGCUAUGACAGAAGAUUUUACACAGAAAUCUGUUCUGGUCUGAAACCAGCAGGCAUUUCUCAUCUUACAAAUCUGGAUCCUCCCAGGAAAAUCCCAGAAGGUUGUUACGACUGUGGUGAUGGAUUCUAUAAUCCUGAAACCAGAAUUAUUGUUGACUACAAACUCAGGUUUCUGAGAAACGCAGACGACGAGGAGCAUGAAUGGAUCGUUCAGACCUGCCGGAGAGCUUGGGAUGAAACAACUGAACACAAACUGAAGCCAUGA
Messenger RNA from Merops nubicus (carmine bee-eater), 324 nucleotides. RefSeq names its product MORN repeat-containing protein 5-like. The annotation marks the transcript as partial. NCBI's taxonomy places the organism in Eukaryota, Metazoa, Chordata, Aves, Coraciiformes, Meropidae. The record is from RefSeq and is a predicted model, not a curated record. The transcript has 3 exons.